UAAUAUGACAGCAAUACAAAUUGUAUGUAACUUGCUUGCCCCUACUAAUGGUGCAUCUAAAAAUGAAUUAAAAGAAGUAUUAGAUAAUACAAAAUUGGCAUAUAAUGAAAUAAAAAUUCAGCAUUUAUUAGAGCAUGAUACUCAUCGUUUUAGAGAUAAUAUUAGUCCGUGGACUAGGCUUCAUGAACUUCAACCAGAUUCUGAAGUACAAGAUAAUAAUUAUAAACAUUAUUAUCAACUUACUUUAAAUAGAAAGUAUGAUUUAAAUAAUGACCAUGCACUAAUUUUAGUUCUUACAGUUGAGGAUCAAGCUAGUUAUAGUUCAUCUAUAGCAAUUGGGUUUUCAAAUAAAAAAAAUCAAUUUAUAAUUUGUAUUGCUGUUGAGGCUGUUCAAAAAAAUAUACCAUGUACUCAAUCAGAAUAUUCAUACUCUUUUUAUUAUAUUGAUUUGCCAAAUAACAAAGGAUUUCAAUGUAUUAGACAAUGUAACUCUAAUUGA
This is a messenger RNA of Scutellospora calospora, 499 nucleotides long. NCBI's taxonomy places the organism in Eukaryota, Fungi, Glomeromycota, Glomeromycetes, Diversisporales, Gigasporaceae. The record is from the annotation of a GenBank genome assembly.